Condylostylus longicornis is the source of this 1710-nucleotide messenger RNA. RefSeq names its product protein krueppel. The transcript has 5 exons. The coding region runs from base 61 to 1710 and encodes 549 amino acids. Gene Ontology annotation, cellular component: nucleus. The record is from RefSeq and is a predicted model, not a curated record. NCBI's taxonomy places the organism in Eukaryota, Metazoa, Arthropoda, Insecta, Diptera, Dolichopodidae.
GCAUAUAUUAAUGAUAUAAAUACAUAAUUUUUAUUAUAAUUAUAUUUAUAUAUAUGCAAAAUGGCGUUAUCAUUAUUACAGGACGCUCAAACAAGAGGAUUAGCUGCUGCUUUAGCCGGUAUUAAACGUGAAGAAGUUGAUCAUAGUCUUACAAUGUCACCACCACCAUCAAUAAUAACAGCACCACAUCAUUUACAACAAACUGCUGUAUAUCCAGGUUUACAUUCAGCUGCUGCUGCUUCUGCAUUAGGUAUGCUAUCACCAUCACAAUUAUUAGCUGCAAAUCGUACAGCAGCAGCAUUUAUGGCAGCUCAAUUACCAAUGUCAACAUUAGCAUCAACUUUAUUUCCACAUCAUCCAGCAUUAUUUGGUUCGUGGACAAAAUCACCAACACAAUUACCACCAAUAAAUGGACCACAUUCUCCACCAGCAUCACCAAUAUCACCAACAAUAUUAAAUACGAAUUCUAUUACCACAAAAAAAUCUCAUAUAUUAAGUAAUAAUAAUAAUAAUAUUAGCAAUAGUACAAAUCACAAUAAUAUUAACAGUACUACUAAAAAAACACGGAAAAUUAGUGUUAAAAAAGAUUUAUUAUCACCACCAAUUGAUAUACCAAUGAAACAAGAUAUUUAUACACCCUCUGGACCAAUUUCACCACCAUCAAGUGGUUCAUCACCGAAUUCACAACAAGAUAUUCCCGUACAUAGCAAUAGCAAAGAUCCAUCAAGAGAUAAAAGUUUUACCUGUAAAAUAUGUAAUCGCUCAUUUGGUUACAAACAUGUUCUACAAAAUCAUGAACGUACCCAUACUGGUGAAAAACCAUUUGAAUGUCCAGAAUGCCAUAAAAGAUUUACACGUGAUCAUCAUUUGAAAACACAUAUGAGAUUACAUACUGGUGAAAAACCAUAUCAUUGUAGCCACUGUGAUCGUCAAUUUGUUCAAGUAGCAAAUUUGAGACGUCAUUUACGUGUUCAUACUGGUGAAAGACCAUAUACAUGUGAAAUGUGUGAUGCACGUUUUAGUGAUUCAAAUCAAUUAAAAUCACAUUCUUUAAUACAUAAUGGUGAAAAACCAUUUGAAUGUGAACGCUGUCAUAUGAAAUUCCGACGAAGACAUCAUUUAAUGCAUCAUAAAUGUGGUAUACAAACGCCACCAACACCAGCAAUAAGUCCAGCUAUGUCUGAUUAUGAAAUGUCAGCUCAAAAAUCAACAAUUAGUUCAUAUAGUGCAUCAGAUGAUUCUUUAAGUAAUACAUCAUCAUCAUCUAUAACAACUGGAAAUUAUGAAUUACCAUUAGAUUUAUCAGAAGAUGGUAUUAAUAAUCUUCAUAAUAACAAUAAUAAUAACAAUAACAACAAUGGUAAUAGUAUUCUUGAUGCUUCUGAAAAAAGGAGUCGUAAAUCAUCUGAUAUAAGACGUGUUUUAAGAUUACCAACACCACAUAUACCAAUACAAUUACCUGCUAUAGUUAAUUUACCUGAACAAACUGAACCUGAAGAUUUAAGUAUAAGAUCGCCGAAAUCAUGGCAUUCACCAAUUUCACCAUUAUCGCAUCAUGAUGAUUUAGAUUUAGAAGAUUUAGAUGAUGCUGCAACAUUAAAUUUAAAACAAAGACAAAGAAUGAUGCAAGCGGCAGCAGCAGCAGCGGCUGCAGCCGCCGCGGCAUCAAUAACACCCAAAAAAUAUUCUUCUAGAAUUGAACAUCAAUAA